Messenger RNA from Penaeus monodon (black tiger shrimp), 872 nucleotides. RefSeq lists its product as uncharacterized. NCBI's taxonomy places the organism in Eukaryota, Metazoa, Arthropoda, Malacostraca, Decapoda, Penaeidae. The record is from RefSeq and is a predicted model, not a curated record. Gene Ontology annotation, molecular function: carbohydrate binding. The transcript is spliced from 3 exons. Gene Ontology annotation, biological process: biological process involved in interspecies interaction between organisms. The coding region runs from base 13 to 702 and encodes 229 amino acids. Gene Ontology annotation, cellular component: external side of plasma membrane.
CUUUAGAUUAGAAUGAACCUUCAGCUGCUGACUAGAUCCCUGUUGCUGACUGCAGCAGUAAUGGUCGAAACUCAGGAAGUCACCUACACUGGGGUCCUGUGGAAGGCAGCCAACGUCCGGGAUUCCAUAAAGGAGAAGCCUGUGGAAGAAUUCACGGUGAAAAGGGAGCUUGUUUGUGCUGCCGAAGCCCAAAGGCGACCCUGGUGUACCUUGUAUUGCUACAUUGGUAACCUGUGCAGCCUUUACACAGUUACAUUCCCUCCCACUGUUUUCCCUGCCGUUGUCAACUGCAAGACGAUUUCUUCAGUCCGUAUAUCUUGCAGCCCUCCCUUCGCCCCCGUCCUGAUGCUGGAGGACUUGGGAUGCCUUUAUACGUCUACAACCAAGAGAAACUGGAUCGCCUCCCGUGAUGACUGCUACUCUUAUGGCGCUCAUCUGUUCGUUCCUUUGACCAACGAGCAGUACAUUGCUUUGAAGAGUCAUUACUAUUCAGAAAACCUUUGGCAAUGGAAAUGGGUUGGACUUACCGCUCGGAAGUGGUUGGAUGGUCGUCUGGAGGAAAACGUGUGGAACGGCGGUGAACCGAAUGGACCUGCUGAUGCUUCACAGUGUGGAUUGAUGCAACCUGAAUACUCUAUGGAUGACAAAUACUGCGUGGAAAGUUACGAGUACGUCUGUCAAGUGAACAACAUCUCUCCGUAAAAGGAAUUUACUACAGGAAGACGGACAGGAAAAUUGUUCUACGUAUUUGAACAUAGUGAUGGCCACAAAAUCGUGCGAGAGUUGAGGGGUGGGGGGAACAUAAUCCCUCUGAGCGUGUAGUUGGUAAGCAAAGUGAUUUUACGUUUCAUUUUUUACAUGUGGAUGUAAGG